This is a messenger RNA of Owenia fusiformis, 2755 nucleotides long. The record is from the annotation of a GenBank genome assembly. NCBI's taxonomy places the organism in Eukaryota, Metazoa, Annelida, Polychaeta, Sabellida, Oweniidae.
UGGAGAUAUAACAAGCUACAAGAACAGACUAGCACAAGCACAAGGAACAUCACGGAGUUACGGCUAGCAGAGCAUAACACGAGAGAACAACUUAUAGACUAAAUAAAUGAAGUUGAUUGUUUAUUAUCAACAAAUGUUACAUGUUAGGCUUACUUUUAACAUAUUGUUUUACAAUUUAGGGCAUAUUGACUUAAAUCAAAUUUUGCUAAAAAUCGGACGAGGACGACUGGACUGGACGAGGAUAGUAAACUGAACGGCAAAUCUGUUUUAACAUGCACAAGUGAAACAGAAUUUUUGCAAAGAUCAAAUAGGGAUUACGUGAAAGCUUCCUAUAAAAAUCACAGGACAGCAAAAACAUCAUAACGCUUUUAAAAACUACGCUAGCGUGGAUUGAUUACUAUAUGGUCAUCACAAAUACAAAUAGCAAUGAAUGAUUCCGAAGACACCCUGGACAGCGCAGCUAGCACAUUCCUUGCGGACGUGGGUCUCUUCUCUGAAGAGGAUGUUGAUGGAUUGGAAGAUUUGGAUGGCGGGGACAUCUUCUCACUCUUCAGCAAUAGGUCAUUGCAGCAUACGCAGCAGCUGUGUGCGAUGAACAGCAUCAUACGCAGCAUCUACGCGAACAGCGACAGCAGCAGUAGCGACAUAGACUUCGGCAAUUAUUACAACAGUAACAUUACCUGUAAUGACACAAUUGUACAGGGAACGGCAUCAGACUCUAACGACCCUGCUAUAUUAACAAUCGGGAGAAGGUUCUAUGUGUAUUUGACUCCCAUCAUCAUUCUAAUCGGACUUAUUGGAAAUAGCCUAUCCCUAAAAGUGUUCACUUCAAGACGAAUGAGAAAACAAUCCUCGAGCUAUUAUUUAGCGACACUAUCGGGCAGCGAUCUUCUUACCUUACUCCUUUAUGUCCUCCCUAGCUGGCUUAAGGAGGCUUCCCCGUUAAUCACUGGUGAUCAAAGGCUGGGUUUCAUUGACUAUGAUGGUGUCUGCCAUUUAUACGUUUAUUUCGCUUACGUGUUUCGAUUUCUCAGCGUUUGGCUUAUUGUUAUCUUCACCGUUGAGCGAUAUAUCGGCGUCUGCCAUCCCCUCCGCAGAAGGGAAAUGUGCACUACAUCCUGUGCCGGGAAAGGUGUAAUCUCUAUCGCCGCUUGCUCUCUAUUGGUUUUCGCCACAAAGCCUGCUCUGAGCGGUGUCUAUGAAACCGUGGCCGGUGGAGAAGUCCAUCGAUGUACCAGUCGACCAAAUUUCAAGUACGUCUCCUUCAUAUUCGACAGCGUCUUUGCCGUACUGACCACAUUUGUCCCAUUUAUCAUCAUUCUCAGUAUGAACUCUCUCAUAGUUCGGAAACUGUUUUUGCACAAGAAACGACAACGCAGGGAUAAACUGGUUUCACCAGAAAAUAGGAUGAAAAUAGAAUUCACACUUAUUCUGCUCACAAUUUCAACAGGUUUCAUUGCUCUUAGUCUGCCCUAUUUCGUAGCUUGGUGCAAGAAAUUCAACUUAUCCCAAUACAUGAGCAGUCGGACUUACGAAAUGAAUGCGAAUAUGGACGAAUAUAAAUGUAUUCAAGGCCUUGUACUUAUAACACAGACUAUCUUCUUCAUCAACUACUGCAGCAACUUUUUCCUUUAUUCAUUGACGGGUGCAUACUUCCGAAGCGAGUUGAAACACUCCUUAGGUUAUAGUGCUUGGCAGACUCGACGGGCGUCAUCACUCAGUCUGUCAAGAGGAAUGUCAAAAUCAACAAGACAUUCAUGGGUAUAGAACAUAGACAUAUCCACUGGGACAAACUUUUGCAAUCGAAAUGUUGCUUGUAAAAGUAGAACUCGUCCAAUAUAAGCUGUUAUUCAAGAUUAUAUUUGAAGGACAAAUUAGGAACUUGAAAUCAGUACCCAGAAGACAUUCGAGUCCAAUUCUAGAAAGAAUUCCAAUUAUGGUCGAACAGUCUGGAUUGACGUGAAAUUUAUAAAUCAUGUUACGUCGCUUUACAGAUAUAUUUGUUACAGAUGGUGUCAUUUGAACCUCAAUUUGAAGACUUCCAUCAUUGUAAGGGGAAUGAAAUCCUAAAACCUGAUCACGAAUCAACACAUUACAAUCCCAAGUAAUGAGACCAUUAAAAUGAUGAAACACCAUUCAUUUAUAUUUGCAAUUAUAGUUUUUGACACUUCUGUUUGGACCUGAACUCUGGACCGGUGUCUAGUAAUGUGGAGUCAGAUCAGAACCAAUAUUUAAAUGGCACUUUAGAAAUAAUAAGAUCAGAUUGGUCCCCAUUCGAAUUCCUAUCGUGUCAUCAGACACUCAAUUUGUCUUUUUUGCCGAUUGGAUCUGUCACAAACAAGUUUAGAACAUUCUUGCAGAGGUACAGGCCUGAUGAAAUCUAUGAUGUAUAUAUACCCUAAAAGAUUUUAUCAAAUUAUAUUGUAAAUAAAACAAAACUAAGGCACUUGUUAUCAAAAUAGAUAGUUAUUGUCAUUCAAUGCCUUCAAUUAGUCAGUAAAUGAUAUCAAUACAUUCAUUAAACAUCCAUGAUGCUUCUAUGUUUAAUCGAAAAGAUAGAAUGUUGCGUCAUUAGAAGGCUUGGAAAUUUAAAUAAGUCUUAUUCAGACUUUUUCUAAUUUACAGACCUCGUUAUAGCCUUAUUGUCCUCAGAGUCUGGAUUGUAAAUCAUCUAUUUCGUUUCAGCACGAGAUGAUAUCCUGCAUUUGAAAAAGGUAAUUUAGCCAAAACAGGAAAAUCGAUGUUUGUAUCUAUC